This is a messenger RNA of Pseudozyma hubeiensis SY62, 1719 nucleotides long. RefSeq names its product C2H2 type zinc finger containing protein. The coding region runs from base 1 to 1719 and encodes 572 amino acids. Gene Ontology annotation, biological process: regulation of transcription by RNA polymerase II. The transcript has 3 exons. The record is from RefSeq and is a predicted model, not a curated record. Gene Ontology annotation, molecular function: DNA-binding transcription activator activity, RNA polymerase II-specific; RNA polymerase II cis-regulatory region sequence-specific DNA binding. Gene Ontology annotation, cellular component: nucleus. NCBI's taxonomy places the organism in Eukaryota, Fungi, Basidiomycota, Ustilaginomycetes, Ustilaginales, Ustilaginaceae.
AUGCAAAAAGAGUGCCACAAGAUCGACGUGGAGCUUCUUCGAACAAGGCACGAGGCUGUGCUUGUUUCUCAGUAUCGUCAUUCAUCUAACUCGGAGCAGAUGGAUCCGAAGCAGAGGCUGCUACGUGGAGGAUCGUGUAGCAAAGCGUCGGAGCUCGAAACUGUCGGAAAUUUUAGGUCCACGGACUUGGCUAAUGACCGAAAAUUGAACCCUGUAUGCAUGGGAUGUCGUCGUGGUCAGUUGGUAAGCUACCUCUUCUCCGCUUGCGAGGCUGCUCGACUUUCCAUUGCGUACGAUCGGCUGGCAUUCGACCAGUCGUCUGCAGAGAUCAGCGCACCCAUGCCCGCAUUCUCUCUUCCUUCCGCUGGCGCCAUCCUCUACGGCUCGCCACCUUCCACCGACAGCUACACCAAGUCGACCGACUCCAACCCUUCGGACCGCAUUGACGAGCUUCAAAAGUUCCUCCUCGGCAGCGACUGGUCCUCUCUCUCCUCACUUAGUCCUCCCACCGCAUCCAUACAUUCCGUCGCCGAGGAUUCAACACCCUGGCCUUCAUCCCAGGCCAACGUACCUAUCAUCUCUUGCUCGGUAGAGACCGUCAAGCCCGCCAUGCAGAGCGUAUUCGCGGCCUCGAACGACACUGCUUCGCCCGCCGCCAUCUCUGAGCCCAACGAGGCAUUGCCCAUCAUCUCAUCUGAGCACGCCUUUACCGCCACCGUGCCAGCAUCGAUUCCUGCAGCCGCUAUGGCCACAACUGCAUACCCUUCCCCUAUGACACCUCCUCACCGUCACUCCUUCGACACCUGCUACAGCGACUCAGUCGGCUCGCCAGACUCGGAGCGCGACUUCCUCACAUCGCCUUCCAUGUUCGACGACAACGACUUUGAGUUCGAAGGAGAUGCGCUCGCCAACAUCCCUCUCUUCCCGGAUCAGUCCUUCGAGGAUUCGGCAGAGGCUCCCGCCGAAGAUCCCGUUUCCUCCUUCGUAUCCAACCUCGAGAAUGUCAAACUCGAGGCCGGCGAGCAAGACAACUCGGGUCUGACCGAGACCGACCUCGACGCCAGCCAGUCCACCGUCAUGGCCCCCCACAGUCAGGUCAAGGUCGAAGAGGACGUCCACAACAUAUCCUCCACCCUCGACGACGCCUUCAAGACCGAAGCCGAAGCUUUCAAACUCGAGCCCAAGUGCGAAGACGAGCUCGACAUGUGGUCGGCAGAGGACCUCAAGCCCUACUUCAACGACGAGGAGGCCAAGGCUGCUGUGCUCAGCACUCUCGCUCAUGCUUUUGGACACGACUUUGCCGAGCCCAUCAAGGUGUCUUCCAGCCAGGAAGAGGUGCAAAAGCCUUCGCACGUCGGCCCUAUCCGCGCCACUCGCACCAACCGAGAACGUCGCUCCUCGCCGACCAAAGCCACCGCCACCAUCUCUUCGUCUGCAAGCCCCGCUCCGAUCAUCGACCCAGUCACCAAGGCCAAGCGCUGGCAGUGUCUCGAGUGUGGCAAGUGGUUCGAUCGCGCCUACAACCUCAAGACGCACCGCUACACCCACGAGGACCCUGACACUCGUGCUCGUCCCUUCCCUUGCCCCGACGCCGAGUGUCAGAAGCAGUUCGCUCGAAAGCACGACAUGCAGCGUCACUUUGAGAACGUCCAUCGUGGCGAAUCGAGAAGAGCCAAAGGCGGCUCCGUCAAACGGAGCCGCACCGACGACCUUGGUUAA